Messenger RNA from Agrilus planipennis (emerald ash borer), 3369 nucleotides. RefSeq names its product rap1 GTPase-activating protein 1 (gene RapGAP1). The record is from RefSeq and is a predicted model, not a curated record. The transcript has 7 exons. NCBI's taxonomy places the organism in Eukaryota, Metazoa, Arthropoda, Insecta, Coleoptera, Buprestidae. Gene Ontology annotation, molecular function: protein binding; GTPase activator activity. The coding region runs from base 420 to 2792 and encodes 790 amino acids. Gene Ontology annotation, cellular component: cytoplasm. Gene Ontology annotation, biological process: activation of GTPase activity; regulation of small GTPase mediated signal transduction.
UUUAUGGUGAUGUAUAUGAGGUAAGAUGCGUGCCGUUGUCGGUGUACGAGCACGUGCAUUAAACGGUCCGAUUGUUACCGAUAUUGCUGUUACGGUGUCAAACACGUGGUUAAAUUCAAAAGAAGAAUACAGGUCGCACUGUUUUUCAAAUUCGGCCAGGAUGGCGUAAAACAAUUGUUUAUAGAACACAUAUGUGUUGAUCUGCUUAAUGUUUCGUUUUAAACAUAUUUAAAGGAACACCGUAAGAAGUGGGCCAGUGUUUGUUUACAUAUCUUAAAAAAGAUUUAAAGCAACAUACCCUGUUUACAAUAAGUGAGUUGAAGUUAAAUAGGUGGUUGUAGUGUAGUGUUAAUUAAGAAAUAACGAUUACUCUUUAAGUUUUAAGAGUAAUUAACCGUGUGCAAUCAAUUCCAAAGAUUAUGAAAUACUUUAGUGCAGGCCAUCGUGAAUCCUAUACUCUGACUUCCCGAAGGAGGCAUGUCAAAAAACAAACAAGACAGCAUUCAGGAGGUGCCACGUGGCAUUCAUCCGGACCUGCGACAACCCCCGUUUCGACAAGUCACAGGUCGAUGACGGGGGAUAACCACAUAAAAGAAGCGUCACAAGAUUUGUUCGAAUUAUUGGAAAGAGUACAAAGUUCACGGCUAGACGACCAAAGAUGUCUUUUACCGGCAUAUUUCUCACAGUCAGAUACUCAAAAUCACCAAAACAAUGUCCAAACCAACAUAGUCGAUAAAGAAAACAACAGACAAGAUGAUCGCCUCUCUUCCUCCGCAUUUACCACUAAUAACAACAUCAAGAUGCCGACAUCGGCUCAUUCAACACCUCCUUCAUCUCCCCAACCCACGACAGCGUCCAAAAGACUGCUUCUGGAAACUCUAUCGCAUCCUGGACCUUAUGCCAUGAUAGUUGUUCCCGAAAAAGGAUAUUGGGUUGAUGGAACAGAACACGACUGUCCAAGGGACCAUCGGGGACAACCCAUAGUGCCCCAUGGUACUUGGCGCGCAAAAAUAGAAACUGAUGAUACCGCUAAGUGCUACAGAAGGUUCUUUGUUGGAAGGGAACACACAACGUUAAUUGGAACGGACGAAAAUAUUGGUCCAGUCCUACUAUCCAUUAAAACAGAAAAUGUAGCAAACCAAGAGCAUACACGUAUUCUGCUUCGUUUGAAGACGGGCACUAUGCACGAAAUCGUUCCUUCCUCGUGUCUAGAUCCCAAUCCAAGCCCAUCAAAAAUGGCCAAACUUCUCAACGAGCAGUUGAACAUCGACAAUUUUACACCUGUGCUCUAUCCGAAGGCGUCACAAUUAAUCGCAAAUUACGACGAACACGUUCUUGUCUCGAAUUUCAAAUUUGGCGUACUAUACCAGAAACGUGGCCAAACAACCGAAGAAGAAUUAUUUUGCAAUAACGUCCCUACUCCUGCUUUCGAUGAAUUCUUAUCUUUACUUGGACGGAGGAUACAAUUAAAAGACCAUAAAGGCUAUCGUGGUGGUCUCGAUAUUCAGAACGGCUACACGGGCGACGAAGCCGUCUACGAAAUCUUUAAGGAAAGAGAGAUCAUGUUUCAUGUGUCCACAUUGUUGCCGUACACAGAAAGCGAUCCUCAACAGUUGCAGAGGAAACGGCACAUCGGAAACGACAUAGUGGCCAUCGUUUUUCAAGAAGAAAACACCCCCUUCUCUCCGGAUAUGAUUGCGUCACAUUUCUUGCAUGCUUUCAUAGUUGUCCAGCCUGUUGAUCCUAAUACUCCAAAUGCCAGGUACAAAGUGAGCGUGACGGCUCGUGACGAUGUACCAUUUUUUGGUCCAACGCUACCAACACCUGCCGUUUUCCGUCACGGACCAGAAUUUAAGGAAUUUCUAUUAACAAAGUUAAUCAACGCUGAAAACGCCUGCUAUAAAGCCGAAAAAUUUGCAAAACUUGAGUUACGUACACGUACAUCACUUUUACACGCUCUUACGGAAGAAUUACGAGAAAAAACGAACGAAUUCUUAGGAGCAGGAAUUGGAACAAACACAAUUGUGCCUCCCGGUACGCCAAAAAGUGACUCAGGACCCGGAUCAAGAUUUAUUGAUACCGUCAAAAAGGCUUGGAGUGCUAGAGUGAAAUCUAGCCAAAGUGUCGAUACGAAUUUGUCGUCGAAUGGUCACAAUCAACAUGAAAAGCUUACGAAGAAAACCAGUCAACCCGCUGUUGUUUCUGAAUCAACGCCUUCAAGUGGAAGAUCUCUUUCAAAGAGUUCCAUUGUCUCGAAUGGCAAAAGCAAUAAAAGCAGUUGCAGCAGCAGCAGUAAUGGGGGCGGCGGUGCUUCAUCGACGGCAUCGUCUUCUCCAGACUUAACGGCACAUGCACAUUCUCAUUGCUCCCGUCCCGCCCUAUCUGAAGCGAGUGACGACUCGUCAUUGACGAGCGAAGACUUGGAGCACUUGGGUGGUGGUGGUGGAUACGUGGACAGUGAUACCGGCCUAGAAAGCAUGUCGAGUGCGGAAACUGCUGCAAAGGCAUGCAGCCUAUGUCAGGAAAGGCCUACAGUUGUAGGUGGUAGUGGAGGAGGAUUUCUAGGAAAUAAUGUCGUUAACCAAGAAGCCUUAGUACAAGAAGUAACCAGGCUAAAAUGCGACAAACUGGAUCUCUUAAAACAGAAUGUGACCUGUCAAAAAGAUAUAAAGAGGCUAAGAGAGAAAGAGUUGAGUCUACAAACAGACUUAGCAGCAGCGACAAAGGAAAUAAUACGGUUACGGGAUCUUCUUAAAAAUUUCAAUACUACCGAUGAUUCGUCACCAGUAUAAUUGCCUUUACCAUUUUUUUUGUGUAUUUUGCGCAAAUUUCAAAAAUUCCGUAUGCUGCAUUUAUUUUUUUGUGUUAGAUUUUUCUGUUUCAAUAUUAUUUACACAGUACAAAUAAGCGACGAUGUAAUGAUGCUUAAAAAUGCUAUAUUUUCGAUUAUUCAUAUAAAAGCGGUCCUGUUCAGUUGUGUAUUUUAUUGUGUUCAUUGCGCGCGUUGCUAUGAAAACAGGCGACCUUAAAAUAUUUAGUGAAAUUUGUCAAUUAUCGACGUUAUUAAAAAAGCACACCAAGAGACGUCGUUCAAACAGCUCGUCUUUCUUUCUUUACGUUUGUGAUAUUCCUUUGUAUUUUUUCUCUUUAUUAGCUAUUAACGGUAGAUAAAUAGUAAUUUAUUUCAAGCAUAAUUAUAUUUAAGAAAUAUUUUCUAUCAGUUAUUAUUUACUAUAUGAAUGUUUAUUAUAUAAUUUAGUUUGUCCACUAGGAAGAAACUUUACCAACAAAAUGAUACCAAAGUUAACAUUCCCCAAAUUUCACCAGAUUAGUUGUUAGGUCACAUAUUGUAAAUAACAAAGAGAAUAU